Molecule: messenger RNA, 342 nt
Organism: Schistosoma rodhaini
Lineage: Eukaryota; Metazoa; Platyhelminthes; Trematoda; Strigeidida; Schistosomatidae
Source: the annotation of a GenBank genome assembly
AUGGGCCUUAUCCCAAGAACGAAAGAAGUAGAUGAAGAUGAUGACACUGCUGAGGUUGUUGCUGCUGCUGCUGCUGCUGCUGCUGAUGAUGAUGAUGAUGAUGAUGAUGAUGAUGAUGAUGAUGAUGAUGAUGAUGAUGAUGAUGAUGAUGAUGAUGAUGAUGAUGAUGAUGAUGAUGAUGAUGAUGAUGAUGAUGAUGAAGAUGACUCGGAUGAUGAUGAAUAUUCGGAUGAUGAUUAUUCGGAUGAUGAUGAUGAUGAUUCGGAUGGUGAUGAUUCCUAUGAUGAUGAUGAGGAAAGGCCUGAUAAUGAUGAUCAAAUCUAUAAACGUCCCCUUCAUUGA